Rhipicephalus microplus (southern cattle tick) is the source of this 5898-nucleotide messenger RNA. RefSeq names its product limbic system-associated membrane protein. Gene Ontology annotation, cellular component: plasma membrane; axon; neuronal cell body. Gene Ontology annotation, molecular function: protein binding; axon guidance receptor activity. Lineage: Eukaryota; Metazoa; Arthropoda; Arachnida; Ixodida; Ixodidae. Gene Ontology annotation, biological process: homophilic cell-cell adhesion; synapse organization. The record is from RefSeq and is a predicted model, not a curated record.
UGGUGCGUGUGCUGGCUACGGCGCGGCUGGUGUUGCCCGGGCUCUCCGUGUAUUCUCGGAUCGGACGUUUCGGCUCGCCCACCGCCCGACCGUCCCGUCCGGCGUGCCCGAACGACGCUGUCCAGGCUUCCUGCUGCCUUAGGCUGCUGGACUAUCAUUUUCCGCCUUAGCAAUUUCUCGCGUCUCCAGACAAGCAACGCGUGCCUUUUCUGCGCACUGCCCUGUUUUCGCUUAGCGGCGAGCAGUUGCCGAAUAAUUUUCGCCCGCGAACUCGCUCCCCGCGUGUGUUUUGGAAGAACUUGAGACGCCCAGUGCUUCGUUAGGUUUUUGCAUCUUUGCUGACUUGCUUCGCGCUCGACCCUCGCAGCAACGAUGCGACGAGUGGGAAAUUGUGUGUGCUACGGUUCGACAGUGGCCUUCCUUCUCCUUGGGAUCUUACUCGGACUCUCAUCAGCUCAAGCCCAGGAAGAUGAAACGGAAGUGCCCCAAGACCGAAAAGUGGAGUUUUUAACGAAAGAGCAGACAUUUUUCCUGAGCCUUGGUGACUCCGUUACUCUACCGUGCAAAAUCGUCCAGUCGAGUGAGGAUGAGUUCAUCAAGGUGUGGAUAAAGAACAAGGACAUCCUGUUCGCCGGGAGCUUUCGUGUGGACACGGACCCGAGGAUCAGCCUUGGUCCCGAAGGCGAGCUCAAGAUCGACGGCCUGGUAGCCUCGGACGACGCCGUCUACACCUGCAAGGUCAACAGUCAGAUCGAGCCGAAUUCUAUCCAACACAAGAUCGUCCUCCCAGGACCCCCUAGGCUGUCUACGAUUCCGGAAAGCGGCGAGGUGACAGUAAUGAAAGGGGAGCCCCUGUAUAUCGGCUGCGUGGCGAGCGGAAAGCCGGACUCCACCAUCACGUGGCGACACAUGGAUCAUAUCAGCACCUCAAAUGUGGCACGGUCGUCGAGGUCCAACGACUCUUCUAUUGACGUCAACAAACUGGUUAAGGACAACCGCAUCGAUAUCGAAGCUGCCGACUCAAAGCACUCUGGAACUUACCAGUGCACUGCAUCGAACGGCUACGGCAAUCCUGUUACGGAUUACAUCACCGUGAAAGUUCUCGGCAAGCCGACGGUGAAGACGUCGCUGCUGUGGUCGUCGGGCGUGGGCGGCAGCCUGAACGCCGAGCUGCUGUGCGUGACGCACUCGGACGUGCCCGGCACGACCCGUUGGCUGCGCACUGACGGCACGUGGCUGAUGCACGGCGAGUCCGUGUCCCUCUACACCUCUGGCAACCACUACACGGCCCGUUUCAAACAUGUCACCGAGCGAGACUACGGGAACUACACGUGCGAGUCCAAGAACAAGUUUGGCGUCACCUCGGACACCGUCGAACUUCAAGCUGCACCGACCAGGCCUGUUGUGAUGGCCGUCGAAGGCCCGAACUCGACAGCUUACCUAAUCUCGCUUUCCUCGGUGGCUCCGUAUCCUAUCAGCAAGUACAUGAUCUACAUCAGGGCGGAAAAGCACGCCCAAGAUGUUGAAGAGUGGCGGAACAUCACGAUUCCAAGAAGCCACGGCCACGACAUGCAGAAGAUGGGAUCUAAGGCCGCCACGAGCUACCUGAUAACCAACCUCGAGCCUGAAACGCGAUACCAAGCAUACGCUGUUGCCAUCAACGAAAUGGGCACGAGUGGUCUCACCAGCUUCGACUUUAUGACCGCAUUCGCCCUCCCUAAGCAGCCAUUGAGUACCAAAGCCAGCGAGGAAGUUGAAACUGGUCUGCAAGCUAAUGACCCUGAUGCUUUACAAGAGCAGAUCAAGGAUAGCGGCAACGGAAACGCCGGCACCCGGGCCACCAUCUUCAGUCCGCACAUGGUCGGAUGCGUCACGGUGGCCCUGCUGUCGAUUUUUUUCUGCUGAACACGUCGAUCGCCAUGAGCCGAAUAGUUUUUCUUUUGCCACCUGUGGACUACGUUUGACACAACACACACAGCGUCGCCGCUGACCAACGAACUAUUAUUUUUAUUUUUGAAGCGGCACAGCAUCUACCAUCUUUCUCUUUCGUUCGUAUUACUCACGAUGAAGGGCGUCCACGAGUGAUGGUUAUAAUAAUUACGUUCAUUUUUCAUUCUUUCUCCUACCCUUUCUUACUCAAAAGGUCCACGUGUAACUUAAAAAGUCCUUCCGAUGUUGUUCAUGGUGUUUAUUAUUAUUAUUAUUAAUAUUUUGUGCAUGCAUCAGUUUCUGCAUUUCUACGCUUCAUGCAUUAUUUUUUUUUUCGUGAUCUGCCAAGUGUUCGCUACGCGGAGAGUCAUGUGAGAAAACGUUAGCGGAUUGACAGUCACACACAGACGGGCGUUACAGCGGUUUCUUCUAUCGUCCCGUGCUGUGUGCACUUCGACGCAUCUUGCGCGAUAAAAAAAAAAAAGGAUACUGUGGGACACACCCAACGAACUACUUCUUACAAAACGACCCUCAGUGUACGCGCGUCUUGUGUCAUUCGCGUAACGAACGGCUACCGACACUCACACAACACCCGAAAACUCGUAGUGAUCUUGCUAUAAACAUUCACUCUGUCCCGCUUCGUAGGAUACAUUCAACACUGGAUUCUCAUUCUCUCAAGAUUUCCCUCUUAUCAGCAGCAUCUCUUUCCGCAAAGCGUAUCGGUGUAGUGACCAAGGCAUCUGAGAAGUCGGAAGGUGAAGAAUAGAAUAGCGAUGCACGCGUUGGGGGCGUAAGUGGGACUUUUAAUGAUCGAGUUUUUUUCUUUACUCUUCCUCGCACAUUUCAGCGCAGUAAUGUAGUGAGUGUUACGCCCUAAGCGCAAUGACAUUAAGACUCAUUUGUUAUGUCUUCAUCCGUGGCGCUUAUUUCAUGUACUGCCAUCCAAAGCAUACAAUUCUUUAAAAACCUUCCAACUAUUAACGCUCUUGCUGGACUUGAGCGAACUCUUAGCACUUAUGAUAUUCAAAGGUUCUGUACUGUGUUUCUAUACAUCAUCCUCAGUUCUCAUGGUGAGGUUACAAAUCUCUCAUCCUAUAUCUCUAACCAAUGGCUCAAGCUUUAUUGAGAGCACAAGAUUUGGCGAGUCAAGUCAAUCUAUAGGAAGUAUUUUAUGUUUAAACACUUAAAUUAUAGUGCGGUAAACAGCGGCUUUUUACGCUUCAAUGGCCCAUCAAAAGAGCAUUAUCACAGGAGCCAUUACUCUUCUCUGCCUUUCAUGAUAACUAUAUUUUCUUUUUCCGGCGGCAACUUGGGAGCUGUCACAGUUAUCGCCUUACUGUACAAUACUACGCUGUCAAGCACUGCUGGCAUAAUUUGUUUGUGUGCCCUCGGACUGACGUGUCGUGUUCUGUGAAAUUGGUGGUCGCACUAAAAUGCGUCAAUCUUAUCUUCCUGUUAAUCUCUCCUUUGUUGUUUUUUUCUCGAUUUUUUUUCAAUGAUUGUGAAUCACAAUGUCUUGUCAUGCUCGUUUUGUAUAGCUUGUUCUAUUGAAGCUGUAAAAAAAGAAAGCAUAUAUAUGUAGCGCAAUAUUAUUGCUCUUUAUUUUUUCUUUCUAUCUUUUGUAUUCAUUACUUUCAUCGUCCAGAGUGUCAGCUUCUGUGUUCUUGGACUGAAGAAUGUUAUACAUAGAAAUAUAUGCUGUUCUUUUUUUUUUCGUGUCUGCAAAGUAUUGCGUCGGAUAGGAGAACGAAAGGACAAAAAAAAUAGAGCGUACGAAAGUGGCUUUGUCAUGACUAAUUACACUAAUCUAGCAAGUAGCAGUCCUGUUCUGAAUGUAUAAUCAUUCUCGUUGCGUAAACGCCGGCUUCUGUCUUACUCUUUGGACAGCCAUGUUCGUGGCAGCUUUCUGACUGCUCAAAACUCUGUCUCCGUUUAAGGAAAUUAGGCUAGACUCAUUUGCAUCAUGGUGACAGGUGCUACUUCAAGGACGAGAUGGUGGAAUACGAUGUUUACAGCUGCUCUAUUGUCCAUAUUUCCGGGGAAGAAAAGUCAAACGAGCUAGUUCUGUUGUUAGGUGUGAAAUUUACACUUAUUUGAAAUCAUUUUUUUCAGAGCUUCCCCGAAGGCGCCUGGCCAUCAACAUUCAAAGAGUUCUUCGUGUAAAAUAAUUUCAUUUGAGCCGUUAUCUAUAGGUUUCCGACAGUUUGGUUAGUUGGCGUGCAGUGCGAUAUACGUACAUUUAAAUAAAACGUCCGAGAAUGUGAGACAAGACACCUUGGAAUGCCGAGAAAACGUCGUGGCGCCUGUCACCUCCCUUAUUCAAAGUAAAUGUUGACAAAGUGCGUCUAUCUGUUAGUGUCACCAGUGUAGAAACGUAAUCCCGGAUCUGAGACGAACACAUACUUUCAAAUUAUCUGCUGAAAUACGAGGUAUAUGCCCACCAAUAACUGAGUGCUUAGCUGUGUCGCAAAUACUAUUUAUCGCGUAAACUGAAAGCACAGCGUGUGGGUAAUAAGCUGCAGAAUAUUACUCUGGUCCGCUUAAAUUUUCCCGAACAAUUUUAGAAGAGACGCAAAGAGAAUUCUGUCGACUGUCGAAAGAGCAAUGGUGGCUGACUGAAGAAGCGGCGAUUGCUACAGUAGACGGAUUGGCCGGCGUGCUAGAGCACCACUGCUACUCUGCUGAAUCUAGGUGAACAAUAAAAAUAAAGUUGAGUGGCAUGCAUUAGUGUUUUGACCGCAUCCGGUCUCUGCUCGAGUAUUUAUUGCACCAAAGAGCAGUAGGCCAGUCCCAUGAUUCACUUAAAUCCCGGUCACCUUCACUUGCGUGUUGCAACGUUGUUGUAGCCUUCUAGCACCUGUUUAGCGUGUCGCGCCCAAAAUAUGAUGAAAGAAUGUUAGUGGUAUAGUGAACAUGAUUACUCGGAGUUCUAAAGCUAUAGAGCGCCAAGUAUUUUUGUUAACUGUACAAUGCGAGGUAAUGAAUGGUUCUUGAAAGGUUCCCUUGUGUGUUUACUUUCCUUUUUUGUUUUUCUGGGCGUUCGAACACUUCGUCACGCUCCUGUAACCUAUACUGCCAUCUAUUUAAACUCUCGAUACUGAUGCUGAAAGCUAGAAAGCCUAGAUUUGUCUUCUUGUCAAGAAACGCUGCUGGCUUAUGCUAUUAGCAGUGAGCGGCAAAUAUGUGUACAUUAACUGAGCGAGAGACCAUCUUCUAAUACAACCCAACAGUUGGUUGAAAAAUAAAUGUUUUGAAGCACGACCAAAGGCAAAAUUUAAUCGUUAACCACAUAAGCAGCUCAUUUUCAAAGUACUGAUUGUAAAUGAGGCUCUCAAAUAACGUGUUCUUUUUUUUCCCUCUCGGUUGUUUCCCGUUGAGCCUAGGUGACAUGUCAGGAUGUACAUUCCAAGCUACUGUGACAGAAAUUAUUUGCAGUUGCGGCGUAUCUGUUUUCAGUUAACAUAAUUUCGCCGGCGGCAGCAGUCACACCAAAGUGCCUCUGAGUUUGCUAGCAUUACGAUAAAAAAAGCUAAAAAUAUAUAGAACGAUUAGUGUGGCAUAUUUAUCUCAAACAUUCUAAAGGUCCUAUACCCAGCUAUUCUCUUUAAAACUGGCUGGUAGAUCUGACUGCUAGAUUUUCCCUACGCUCUCCAGGGAAGACCACCUCUUCAGUGAGUAAUACUUGAAAUGACCGUUCUGUCGAAUCAUUUGGUGGCAUUUCCCGAUAGCGCCUUGCUUUUGCAUACUGAAUGCUUCUUUCAGUAGCUCCUAGUGAUGCGGUGGAGCCGAUGUGAUGAGCAACUUUUACACAUGCACCGAAUGUGAUGUGGUCUCGCAAUACAGACAACGCCCGACGAGCAGUUGUCGCUGCUGCAAAUAAUUUCUCUUGGCAUUUGGAAUAUACAAGAAAAGCAGUUUGGUCUUGUGGAUUUUGUGAAUGUUCUGUCAAUAAAGUCAAAUACAACCAAA